AUGGAACUCCAUGUUUUAUUUGCACUGUUUUUCCUCUUGUUCUCAGUGUCAUCAGCAAAUCUUGUAAGCCUACUCAAUUCAAAUGGACUUGCAUUUUUCAAUUGCUUUGCCAACCAUUCUCCAGCUUCCACCUCUAUAAGCUCAGUGGUUUAUGCCCCUUUUAUUCCUUCAUAUGACUCUAUCUUCCAAAACACUAUUCAAAACCUUAGGUUCAAUUCCUCCAUGACACAAAAACCUCAAUACAUCAUUGUACCUCAACGCCCUGCUCAUGUCCAAGCUGCAAUUAUUUGCAGCAAAAACCAUAGCUUGCAAGUUAGAAUUCGGAGUGGGGGUCAUGACUAUGAGGGUCUCUCUUACAAAUCAAAAACCCCAUUUGUGCUCAUUGAUCUUGUCAAGCUUCGGAAAGUUAAAGUCAGUUUAAGAAAAGCAACCGCAUGGGUUCAAGCUGGUGCUACACUUGGUGAGCUCUAUUAUCAAAUUGCCAAAGAAACCUCGACGCUUGGUUUCCCGGCUGGUACGUGCCCAACAAUAGGAGUUGGUGGCCAUAUUAGUGGUGGUGGACAAGGUUCAUUGAUGAGAAAGUAUGGUCUUGCUGCUGAUAAUGUUGUGGAUGCCAUUUUGGUCAAGGCUGAUGGCCAGAUUGUUAAUAGAGCAACUAUGGAUGAGGAUCUUUUUUGGGCUAUUAGAGGAGGUGGAGGUGCAAGUUUUGGAGUCAUUCUUGAAUGGAAGGUCAAGUUGGUACCUGUUCCUACUAGAGUGACUGCCUUCAACGUGGUAAAGACUCUAGACGAGGGUGCAACCAAAUUGAUUUAUAAAUGGCAAAAUAUUGCAAAUACGCUUCCAGAAGAGCUAUAUAUAAGAAUAAUCCUAACUGUUGGCAAAAAUGAUGAUGGGACAAGAACAAUCCGAGCCAAUUUUAAUUCCUUGUUUCUUGGAACCGUUGAUCAACUAAUGCCAUUAAUGGAUGAAAGUUUUCCGGAGCUCGGUCUAGAGUAUGAAAACUGCAGGGAAAUGAGUUGGAUAGAAUCUGUUCUAUACAUGAAUGACGGUAAAUCAGAUGAGCCUAUAGAGGUUUUGCUGGACGGGAACCGUAAUGUAACCAAAGGCUUCUUCAAAGCUAAAUCAGAUUAUGUGAUGAAACCCAUCUCUGAAAUUGAUUUAGAAGCUAUAUGGAAUGUGAUGGAAGUAGGUGAAGCGGGCAUCAUGAUUUGGACACCUUAUGGUGGAAGGAUGCGUAAGAUUUCGCCAUCUGAAACUCCAUUCCCUCAUAGAAAAGGAAUUUUGUACAGCAUACAGUACUAUAGCAAAUGGCAAGAAAAGGGUAAUGUGGCAGAGGCCCAGCAUUUGGGCUGGAUUAACAAGCUGUACUACUUUAUGACUCCUUUUGUUUCCAAAUUCCCAAGAGCUGCAUAUCUCAACUACAGGGAUUUGGAUAUAGGCAUAAAUACCAUUGGAACCUUUGCAGAAGCCAAGGUUUGGGGUGAAAAGUACUUCAAAAAUAACUUCAAACGAUUGGCAGUUGUAAAAGGCAAGGUCGACCCAGAAAACUACUUCAAGAAUGAGCAGAACAUCGUGGCUCGCUCCUGA
Molecule: messenger RNA, 1587 nt
Organism: Quercus lobata
Lineage: Eukaryota; Viridiplantae; Streptophyta; Magnoliopsida; Fagales; Fagaceae
Product: berberine bridge enzyme-like 26
Exons: 1
Coding region: 1-1587 (528 amino acids)
Molecular function (GO): oxidoreductase activity; FAD binding
Source: RefSeq, a predicted model, not a curated record